AUGGCCACUAGUAAUGAAGAUGCAAAUCGAAAUGAAACGACGAAAAUGAUCAAUGAAUGGCGAGAGCAAUGGAUGAAAGAGAUCGAUUCGAUCGUUCGUUCAGCAACCGAUGAUCUUGAUGAAAAUAUCACGGAAAACGAUCUCAACGAUCGACUUCAAGAAGCGAUGAAUGAAUUUUAUAAUGAUGAAGAUGGAAGUUCAACAAUUUUUGGUGAUCAAGACACAGGCAAACGAAACUUUUAUUUCAGUGAUGAAUUUAUGUCACACAAAAAUUAUUCACGACAACAAUCUGAAUCAUCAGAUUUAACAUCAACUAUUGGACAAGCAUUGGUGAUCAAACAACGCGCUCAUUGUACGGUCAAAUGUUAUAAAGAUCGAGCUGGUGUAAUGGCAAUUGGUGAAGAUCAACUUGCUUUUAUUGAUUUUGUUUGGAAUUAUGAACAAGUACGUGAAAUGAAAAUGUUUGUUGUAUCGAACAUUAACUCGAGUGUGGGAGAAGUUCAAGCUGAACGUAGCUUUAACUUUCCAUAUGUGGGCGAACGAGUUCGUGUUGUCGAUAUGGAUUAUUGGCCAACACAUAAUCGAUAUGUUUUAGCCGUUGUUCAAACAGGAGAACAACGUGCGAGUUGGCAUUAUUUAUUCAAUCCAACACCUGAUAAGGAUGAGGAAGCGUUUGAACGUUGGAUAACUUGUCUGCCAGGUGAUACGCUUUCACGUGUUUGCUGUACAAAAGAAACAGUUUAUGAAAUUGUCAAUCAUUAUACGAGAGGUUUUGUUCUUCUUUUGAAUUCUUAUAGAGUGACACAUGUACGAAAAUCAGCAUUGGAACUCUUUCCUCCUGAUUCUCAACGUUAUAACAGUGAUGUUUUACGUUUGAUUGACAUUUGCUGUUCACCAUCGAACAAAAAACUUGCUGUUUCAUACAAUUGUUCGAUAGGAUCACAGAAAGGACCAGUUGGUAUUCAUGUGUUCGACCUAACACGCGAUUGGGCUCUUCUUUCUCGAAUCGAUCUUGGUUAUACAGAUGUCGAAUAUUAUAUGCCACGUCUUCUUCAUCUUCAUAAGGUUGAUCUUCUUGUUGCUUUACAUGUGAUGAGCGGAAAUUUAUUAUUUUAUGACAAUCAUGGUGAACGCAAGGGAAAACGAUCGUUCAUUUUGUAUGUGGAAGAAUAUGAAGAGAAUCAACCUCAUCUUUAUCCAGUGAACAUUUGUGCGUCCCAAGAAUGGGUGGCUAUUCGUUUUAAUCGUUACAUUACUGUACAUCGAAUUAAUGAUUGA
Adineta ricciae is the source of this 1278-nucleotide messenger RNA. Lineage: Eukaryota; Metazoa; Rotifera; Eurotatoria; Adinetida; Adinetidae. The record is from the annotation of a GenBank genome assembly.